ACAAACGUGUGCUGUGCUUUUAAUUACUUUUUCAAGUUUAACUGGUGAUUUAAAGUUAAAACAUAACAAUAUUUAGUGUAGUGUGAGCAGUAUAAAGUUAUUACGCAUAUUAUGAUGAAUAAUUACCAACCAUAUCCUCUAAAACUGUAUAUACAAGACCUAUUUCGCGCCAAAAACACAGAAAACAAAUACAUUUACGAAAUAUUUGGGCUUACAUUUAAGAAUAUCAUGAUACACGGUGUAAUUACAUCUAUUUACAAUACAACAAACAUUACAACGAAUAUAGAACUUUCCGACGCUACGGGCUCUGUUCAAAUUUAUUAUGAUAGCACAAAAAGUAAUAUAAAUACAUCACCGGCCAUUUUGAAAGAUUUAUAUCAUGGUUUUUCUGAAGCGACGAGAGCAGGCAAUGAUAACGUUCCCAUUAUGUCUACUUUGUUGGACCGUAUAGCGAAAAAUCCAUUUAAUUUUGUUGAAGGCGACUAUUUAAGUGUUGUUGGAGAUAUAUUUUUAGAUGAUAAAAGUGUAAGGAUGGUAUCGGCUUUCGAAUGUUUAAAAACGUCUGUAGAAAGAGACAUUGUGUGGAUGGAAGAGCUAAAAUACUUAUAUGAGAAGUUUUACCUUUGUAAUAACAAUAAGUGAUUGAA
This is a messenger RNA of Spodoptera litura, 647 nucleotides long. RefSeq lists its product as uncharacterized. NCBI's taxonomy places the organism in Eukaryota, Metazoa, Arthropoda, Insecta, Lepidoptera, Noctuidae. The record is from RefSeq and is a predicted model, not a curated record.